Messenger RNA from Oreochromis niloticus (Nile tilapia), 479 nucleotides. RefSeq names its product kallikrein-15. The record is from RefSeq and is a predicted model, not a curated record. The transcript is spliced from 4 exons. Gene Ontology annotation, molecular function: serine-type endopeptidase activity. Lineage: Eukaryota; Metazoa; Chordata; Actinopteri; Cichliformes; Cichlidae. Bases 51 to 479 code for a protein of 142 amino acids. Gene Ontology annotation, biological process: proteolysis.
GCAUCUGGAAGACAAAUAUCUUAAACAUCUUUAAUAGAAAGCAUGACAUCAUGCUACUGGAACUUUCUGAGCCACUGACUGGGAUUCAGCCUGUAGCCUUACCUGACUGUAACAACCCUCCUAAAAUAGGAGACGUCGUUCAGGUUGCAGGACUUGGUGGGUAUAUGGUAAAUGCGGCCGGCCACACACUCCCUGGCCAACCACCUCAUCUCCAGUGUGCAAACAUGCAUGUUGUUGACUGUAAGCUUACCAGAAACUCUCGAUGUGAUUCAGAUGUGCCGUAUAACAACAGGCUGUGUCUGGAAGAACCUAAUGUAGAUGUACGUGAGGGUGAUUCUGGUGGUGGAGUGAUAUACAACAACAUGAUUUAUGGUGUAAUCAAGAGCACUGGUAAACGUGUCUGUACUGGACCAGUUGUUACUGUAAAAGUCUGUCCUUACAUGAAAUGGAUAAACCAGAAAAUUAAUCCAAAAAAAUAA